Messenger RNA from Dothidotthia symphoricarpi CBS 119687, 3695 nucleotides. RefSeq names its product DNA mismatch repair protein MSH3. Gene Ontology annotation, biological process: mismatch repair; mitotic recombination. Gene Ontology annotation, molecular function: ATP binding; mismatched DNA binding; ATP-dependent DNA damage sensor activity. The coding region runs from base 130 to 3507 and encodes 1125 amino acids. Gene Ontology annotation, cellular component: nucleus. The record is from RefSeq and is a predicted model, not a curated record. The transcript is spliced from 2 exons. Lineage: Eukaryota; Fungi; Ascomycota; Dothideomycetes; Pleosporales; Dothidotthiaceae.
UAGUAGAUUGCCGUGAGUGGACGAUGGUAGGGAAUGUAACGUGAUCGCGUGGUCGCGUCGCGUCGCGUUGGAGUGCCUUUCUCCGCGCUUAACAACCACCUCGCAUACCCGAAAUCGCAAAGGUGCCCAAUGGCUCCGAAAAGCAGCCCGCCGCUCUCCAGCGCGUCUCAGAAGAAGAAGCAACCCACCAUAUCGAGCUUCUUCACACCUAAGCCGUCGCAAACACCCAAACCAGUCACGAAGCCCGUCGCGCUCACCGUCCCAAAAGACACGCAUCAAGGCCCCGACGAUGAUGACAAUGGUGAUGAUGGCGACGCUAUCGCCACAUCGCGACUGACCCCAAUUCGCAAGCGUGUGAUUGACGAAGACGAGGAAGAUGACGACAUAGGCCGCCCGUCACCAUCGAAGCGCGUACGGGUCGAGGAAGGCGAGGCGCCACGGCCGUCACUGGUACAGGCUCCUGCUGCGACGCUCAAUGCUGCCAGGCCUUUCAAACUUAUCGACAGGACAUCAAAGUUCCUCUUCUCUUCGUCACCUCCUGUGCGCGAUGAGAACGUAGUGGAAGACGACGACGCACUGGCUACACAAAAGCAGAGGGACAAGCUGCACGAACGCUUCGUCAAGAAAUUGGGUCGGCCAGAUAGCUUCGCCGAGCUCCGGAGAAAGAACAAGAUCAUCGCCGGCGAGGGCGACGAUGCUGCAGAAGGCGACGAGGACGAGGAAGAGGAAGAAGCCCCGAAGCCUGCCAAGGGAAAGAAGGGUGUUGCGGCCAAGAAGGGAGGCUCCAAGCUGACACCCAUGGAAAAGCAGUACCUAGACAUCAAGCGCAAACACCUCGAUACCGUUAUAGUCAUGGAGGUUGGCUACAAAUUCAAGUUCUUUGGCGAGGACGCACGCAUUGCUUCUAAAGAGCUUGGGAUUGUGUGCAUACCGGGCAAGUUCAGGUACGAUGAGCAUGUAUCGGAAGCCCAUCUCGACAAAUUUGCGUCUGCGAGCUUCCCUGUGCACCGACUACAAGUUCACGUCAAACGACUCGUCCAAGCAAACCACAAGGUUGGUGUGGUACGCCAGGUCGAGACAGCGGCACUAAAAGCAGCCGGAGACAACAGGAAUACACCCUUUGUGCGGAAACUCACAAACCUAUACACCAAAGGUACCUACAUCGAUCAUGCUGAGGGGUUGGAGACACCGAGUGGUCCGGGCGCCCAAUCCACAGGCUAUCUACUAUGCAUCUCCGAAACGAAUGCAAAGGGUUGGGGCACAGACGAGAAGGUACAGGUUGGUCUUGUCGCAGUGCAGCCUGCGACCGGAGACAUCAUCUACGACGAUUUCGAAGACGGCUUUAUGCGGAGCGAAAUCGAAACGCGUCUGCUUCAUAUCGCUCCGGCUGAGUUCUUGAUUGUCGGGGAUCUCUCCAAAGCCACGGAAAAGCUGAUACAACAUCUGUCAGCCAGCAAAACCAACGUUUUCGGCGACAAGUCACGGGUGGAACGAGUAGAGAAGCCCAAGACGAUGGCUGCAGAGGCUUAUAGCCAUAUAUCAAACUUCUAUGCUGGCAAAAUGAAGUCCAAUCAAGAAGGCGACUCCGAAAACCAAGGGGCUAUCCUAGACAAGGUCCACCAGCUUUCAGAGCAUGUCACGAUUUGCUUGUCGGCGAUGAUCACAUACCUCAGCGAAUAUGGACUAGAACACGUCUUCGAUCUUACAAAGUACUUCCAACCAUUCAGUGCUAGGUCGUAUAUGCUACUCAACGGCAACACACUAUCCAGUCUUGAGAUAUACCAAAAUCAGACAGACUACACAUCGAAAGGUAGCUUGUUCUGGACCAUGGAUAGAACCAAGACACGCUUUGGGCAGCGAUUGCUAAGGAAAUGGAUCGGACGGCCCCUUAUCGACAAAGAGAGACUGGAAGAACGCAUUGCUGCAGUGGAGGAGCUGAAAGAAGGCGAGAACACCAUUCCAGUAGACAAGCUCAAGUUCAUGCUCGGAAAGAUCAAGACCGAUCUAGAGAAAGUUCUGAUUCGGAUAUACUACAAGAAAUGUUCGCGGCCGGAGCUCCUGGCUGCUCUUCAAACACUUCAUGACAUCUCAAGCCAGUACUUGACAGCAAAGACUCCCGAGAAGAGCGGUUUCACCUCGAUACUGCUUAGUGAAGCCAUCUCGAACGUGCCAAAAGUCUACGAGAGUCUCAGUGGCUUCCUGGAGAAAAUCAACGCCAAAGCCGCAAAAGACGACGACAAGUACGCUUUCUUCCGUGAAGAUCAUGAAGCAGAAGACAUUACCGACCUACAACUCCGCAUCGCAUCCGUAGAAGACGACCUCAAUUCCCACAAGAAAGACGCCGGUGCAAAACUCGGAAAGGCAAAGGUAGAUUAUGUGACCGUAGCCGGUAUCGAGUACCUCAUUGAGGUCAAGCGUAAGUCGCCUGAGGAGAAGAAGGUACCAGCCUCCUGGCAGCAGGUAUCGGCUACAAAAGCCACCCUCCGCUUCCACACGCCAGAAGUAAAACGUAUGCUGCAAGAGCGCGACCAGCACAAGGAGAGUCUAGCAGCAGCUUGUGACGCAGCAUUCAUGCGUCUACUCGAUGACAUAGCGGCCAAGUACCAAGAACUCCGCGACUGCGUGCAUUCACUUGCCACACUCGAUGCUCUCCACUCACUCGCCACGCUAGCAAACCAACCCGGCUAUGUAAAACCCACUUUCACAGACGACAUUGGGAUAAACAUCACGGGCGGGCGCCACCCUAUGGUCGAGCAGCUCCUCCUUGACAGCUACGUGCCGAAUGACAUCAAUCUCUCGCACGAAUCGACCCGCGCCUUGCUCAUCACAGGACCAAAUAUGGGCGGUAAAUCUUCCUACGUACGCUCUGUCGCACUCAUCGCCAUCAUGGGACAAAUCGGCUCCUACGUCCCCGCCACAGAAGCCCGAUUAGGCAUGCUCGACGCCGUAUUUACACGCAUGGGCGCGUUCGACAACAUGCUUAAGGGCGAGAGCACCUUCAUGGUCGAACUCUCCGAAACGAGUGAUAUUUUGAAAUCCGCGACACCGCGCUCGCUUAUCAUUCUCGAUGAACUGGGCCGCGGAACGAGUACAUUCGAUGGUGUGGCGAUUGCUGAGGCAGUGCUCGAUUAUGUGAUCCGUGAUCUGCAGAGCUUGACAUUGUUCAUCACGCACUAUCAGCAUCUUUCCAAGCUUCAGGGUCGUUUCCCAAACAACGAGCUGAGAAACGUGCACAUGUCGUUUGAGAAAACAGAUGGUGGGAAAGAAGUAGUGUUUCUGUAUGAGGUGGCUGAGGGCACAAGUCUGAGGUCUUAUGGGCUGAAUGUUGCGAGGUUGGCGAGUGUGCCUGAGAAGGUUAUUGGCGUGGCGGGUGUGAAGAGUGCUGAGUUGGAAGCUAGUAUGGGCGCUUGUCGCGUGGGCAAUCUGUCUCGAAUCAUGAAGGGUCUACUGACAGAUGGUGGGGAGGAGAGUCUUGACAAGCUUAUUGAGGGCAUCGAUCAACUAUGAGAAGGUGGGUGUGUGGGCUCAAAGCAUGUGGAGGAUAUGUACUGCGGCCUAGCAGCUGUCAGGCGCGUGUUUUCGCGACUUGUAUCAUAUGGUAGUUGUUGGCUUUCUUGAUGGGUCAUGGAAGUUUUAGGGACAGGGUCCGUUCCAACGCACUGCGAAAUUGGGCGACCGAAUAGUAGAUACUCUCA